Episyrphus balteatus (marmalade hoverfly) is the source of this 1930-nucleotide messenger RNA. Its product is annotated as nuclear transcription factor Y subunit gamma. Bases 472 to 1890 code for a protein of 472 amino acids. NCBI's taxonomy places the organism in Eukaryota, Metazoa, Arthropoda, Insecta, Diptera, Syrphidae. The record is from RefSeq and is a predicted model, not a curated record. The transcript has 3 exons.
ACAAAAAAAAAACACGGUCCAAAAGGCGCAUCCUUUUGUUGACAGACAAAAUCUCGGUACAUCUCAGAGAAAGGAUAACAACUUUAGCAUCCUUUUGCGUUGUUAUAGUGGGCAAAAAAAAGCACCAGCCUACUGUGUGUUUGUUUGUCUUUUGAACAGGACAGGAAAAAAAAUUUUCUGUUGGCCUGGCCAGUUUUGUGGUUAAAAGUGUGAUUUUGGUUUCAAAGCAAAAAAAAUAAAACCCUUUUUUUCGUCCUUUUUUUCAGGAUCUACCAAACUGUUCAAAAUGAAAAUAUCUUUGUGAUAAUUUUUUUAAAUCCGUCUAAAAAAAUUUCUGUUUGUGAAAAAUACCCUAUUCCAGACAGUUUGUGGGUGUGUUUUCUUUUGCAUUUUUUGUCUGUGUCUACGGUGGUGUUUGCAUCCCAUUAAGCAUUAAGGAUAUAACAAGGAUAUACACAAUAAACGCAAGCAAUGCAUUUCUGGAUCGAUAAGCGUUCUCAGACCUAUGGGUUUGGUCGUGCUCGAGUAGCUGCAUCCUUAUCCGGAGCAGGUGGAAACGGCUUAGGAUUUCCACAUCCACCACGUCGAAUGGGUGGCAAGACGUCCUUAAUGCCAACAAUACAUCGUUUACCGCCUUCAUCGUCGUCGUCGUCUUCGGCCUCCCAACAACAACAACAACAACAGCAUUCGCACAGUCAUGGCCAUCAACAACAGCACCAACAACAGCUACAACAACAACAACAACAACAAUCGACUACAAUAGACUGCCAUAGAUCGCAUAGUAUAGCUAACAACAAUAAUAACAACAACAAUGCGCAUAACAGUUAUCACAGCCAUAAUACUAAUAACAAUCACCACUCGAAUAGCACUAACAACAAUAGCGCUAGCAAUAAUAGUGUUGCCAGCAAUAACAAUAAUUUUAGUAAUACAAGUGGCGCCAGUAGCGGGACCAUAGUGCACUACUCUUCCAACAGACAAAGUCGUGGUUGUCGCAGUAGCAGCAUUAAUAGUGCCACAUUGAAUAACAACAAUCAUCAUGACCCUAGUACGACUAUGACCACAACUACCACACGGAGUUACCAUCAUCAUCCGCAGUUUGGUAAUAUGAGUAUAAGACACUAUCAGACUCAACACUCUUCAUCCACGACUGGGGGAAGUGGGGAUCAUGGCAACUCGUAUGCCACAAGGGUCCACCAUCAUCAUAAUCACCACCACAAUUCAACACAUAGAUCGCAUUCGUCAGCGCCCUCUGCUUCAUCAGUGACGUCAGUAUCACUGCCACCUAUUUAUGUCCCAUCGCAUGCUCAAAAUCUUGAACAAGGUCCCAUGGGUAUGGGACCCAUUCCGACAGUUCGUCUGCAUCAUUCCAAUACGACUGGCACAGUGACAACAACCACCACCGCUAGCAAUCCGAUACUUGAUUCAGCCGAUGGUCAAGUGUUGCCAUCUCACUUGAAAUUCGGUAUGUGGGCAACCCUGAUUUUGGCCUCCGUAUUUGUUGCCGGUGUUAAAUUAUAUGCUGAUCAUCAAGGAACUGGUCUUGAAGUUCUCAUAUUUGCUGCAUUCUCUGCCACAUUCUUUCUUGCCGCAUGCACUGUCUCUCUCUGCCGUUUGCCAAGCAGCUUAGCUGCAUCUCCAUCGCUAAGCAUUGAUGAUUCUAGUCGUGGUUUAUUGGUUCAACAGCAAAAUAAUCAAUUAAAUCUACAUUAUCAACCAGCUCAUCAGCAACAACAGCAGCAACAAGUGCCACUAACACAAGAUAAUUUGGAAUUAACACCAACUGGUGCUCCACCACCAUACCAUAUUGCCAUUUUACUGCCAGAAAAUGGAAAAGAGCUACAAUUUAAAGACGAAUCACCGCCACCUUCGUAUGAUAAGAUUGUUAUUUAAUAGGAAGAGCUUAGAAGGUGUAGAAGAAAAGGUGAGAGAA